Molecule: messenger RNA, 2959 nt
Organism: Labrus mixtus (cuckoo wrasse)
Lineage: Eukaryota; Metazoa; Chordata; Actinopteri; Labriformes; Labridae
Product: noelin-3-like
Exons: 6
Coding region: 505-1878 (457 amino acids)
Biological process (GO): signal transduction
Source: RefSeq, a predicted model, not a curated record
UAACGCAGCAUCAGGAGCAGCUCAGAUCUCGCGCUUCCACCUCCCAGUUUCCGGUAAACACUACCAGCUGCAACUUUUGUCCCCACACAGCUGCUGGUGGUUCCUCCUUACUCUCUCUCACCCACACAACAAGCUGGAUUUAUUAAAAGUGGAGUGGACAGCUGGGUGAUGUCAUAUCCGUGAAGAAGGGUCCCUCGCGUAACGUAGACGCAGCACGGAAUUUCGUUGCAUGUAUCCCCACAAACUUUUUUCCUCCUUGCAGUGACGAGGUUUCUCCCCGCUGCCUGCCCCACAUGGCGUGCGUAACGGCGGGGGCGAGUGGAUGGACGUGCCCUCUUCCUCCCCAGGAAAAUACGGAUUCCACCUUCGCGUGGUGAACGAGGUGGCUCGAGCCCACGGGAAGAAACUUGCGUGAUUUUUCAGUAUUUUUUGUUUCCCCCGGUCGAGGAGGAGGAGGUGGUGGUGGAGUAGUAGUAGUAGGGAAACACCGAAGCAGCGAGCAGAAUGUGGUCGCUGUCCGUGGUCCUGAAUCCGCUGCUGUUUCUGCUGCUGUUCGGAUACUGCCCUUCGGUGACCAUCCGGCCAAAGGAGGGGUGGCAGGUGUACAGCUCGGCGCAGGAUGCAGAUGGGCGUUGUAUCUGCACAGUGGUGGCACCCGAACAGAAUCUGUGCUCCAGAGAUGCCAAAGGCAGACAGCUCCGCCAGCUUCUGGAGAAGGUGCAGAACAUGUCACAGUCAAUCGAGGUGCUGAACCUUCGGACGCAGAGGGACUUUCAGUACAUCAUGAGGAUGGAGAGCCAGAUCAAAGGGCUGCGCUCCAAGUUCCGUCAGAUCGAAUCGGACAGGAAGACGCUCGUCAACAAAAACUUUCAGGAGCUAAAGGGCAAAAUGGAGUCCCUGCAGCCGCUGAUCCCCGUCCUGGAGCAAUACAAGACAGACGCUAAGCUCAUCUCCCAGUUCAAAGAGGAGAUCAGGAACCUGUCUGCCGUGUUGAUGGGUAUCCAGGAAGAGAUGGGCGCCUACGACUACGAGGAGCUGCAGCAGAGGGUUCUAAACCUGGAAAAUCGGCUCCGCAACUGUAUGAAUAAACUCACAUGUGGGAAGCUAAUGAAGAUCACUGGCCCGCUGACAGUCAAAACUUCAGGGACCAGAUUUGGAGCGUGGAUGACCGACCCACAGGCAUCUCCGAAAAACAACAGGGUCUGGUACAUGGACAGCUACACCAACAACAAGAUUGUAAAAGAGUUUAAAUCCAUUGCUGAUUUUGUGGCGGGAGUCGAGUCAAGAACCUACAACCUGCCAUUCAAAUGGGCAGGAACCAACCACAUGGUGUACAACGGCUCCCUGUACUACAACAAGAUGCAGAGCAACAUCAUCGUGAGGUACAGCUUUGAGACGGGCCGCGUGGUCACACAGAGGGCUCUGGAGUCGGCGGGUUUCCACAACGUGUACCCGUACACCUGGGGGGGCUUCUCCGACAUCGACCUGAUGGCGGACGAGCUGGGCCUGUGGGCGGUAUACGCCACCAACCAGAACGCCGGGAACAUCGUCAUCAGUCAGCUGAACCCGGACACGCUGCAGAUCCUCAGCACGUGGAACACAGAGUACUCGAAGAGGAACGCCGGAGAGUCUUUUAUGAUCUGCGGGACGCUCUACAUCACCAACUCCCACCUGACCGGAGCCAAGGUAUACUACGCCUACUCCACUAAAACCUCCUCGUACGAGUACACAGACAUUCCCUUUCACAACCAGUACUUCCACAUGUCUAUGUUGGACUACAACGCCAGGGACCGCGCUCUCUACGGCUGGAACAACGGCCACCAGGUCCUGUUUAACGUCACGCUUUUCCACAUCAUUAAAACUGAGGACGACUCUUAAGUAAAGUGAUAAACUGUAAAUGUGAAAGAAAAGAUAAAAACCUGAGGAAUUUGAUGGUUACGCUUGAAUGUUCUUAGAUAUUUCUUAUUUAUUUAUUUAUGUCAGUUUCUAAAUUCAUUUGGGGAAUUUAACAAAUGUAAUCAUCAGCAAUGCACUUUCUCUUUUGAGUGUUUCCAGAUGUAAAGAUAAUCAAUCUCAGCAUUCUCCACAUGUGAACAUGACACGUUGAAAACAAAUUGGGUCCAUUAUUAAACAGACAGCAGGCAACACAUUUCCAACUAAACUACAGCACUUUUACCCCAAAACUUUCAUAAAAAAAGAACAAUGAACUUCCAGUUAUUUCUGCAGCUCAUUUGUCUCUUUAAAAUGAAAGCUUUUCCAAAAUUAAGUCUUCUUAUUUAUAAUGGUUCCCUCAUCCAGAAUUGCAUUUAUUCAUGCCUUCCCUAAUUUAUUCAUAUUUUGAGCGUGUUCGCUAAUUGUUCGUUUUGUUUCCAUUCUUUCCCCUCCAUUUAUUCAUCAUGGUCUGCUAAUUUAUUCCUGCUUUUCACAGCCCCCCAUUUAGCUUUCAAUUUCUUUGUACUUUCCCUUUUAAAAGUUUGCUUUGCACUUGACCUUGAACAAGACAAUGAGAAAUGUGGUGAACCAUAAUGCACCUGUAAAAUUGCUGUACUUGGCUUUUUUUUGUGUCCAUAAAUCUUCUCAGUCAUGCAGGUCAUGUUGUGUCUUGUAUUUUGAACUAUUGAGUUAAAAUUGACAGAAAAUCUAAUCAUGUUUAACUUAGUACUUUGAGAUAUUCGAUAUUUUUUUGUAUCUUCAGCGACAGUUCGUAUGCCUUAUUCAGUGCAGUAAGUUCUGUAAGCCCAGGAUAACCGUUCUCGUGCAUGAAUGUUGGCUAUCCUAAUAGCAUUUCUACUGUAACUGUAUAUCUGUGUAUUUUGUAUCUGCACAACAUCCCAUUCUUCUCCACUCUACAGUAGCUAUUAAUGGUAUAAAGAUUUAUACAGACAGCAGUAGAUAACUUUAAUAAGCAUUCAUUUCUGUAAAUAAGAUGUUCACCUAAAUAAAGUAUCGUUUUCAUUAA